CACACCCCUUCCUGGUUGCCCUGGCAUUGUGAGGUAUAAAAAGGAUGCAUUUCCUGGGGAGAGAACCCAUAGGGGAUUUUUGUCACCACCUGAACAUGAGUCCUGCCCCACUGCUGGCCUUCUUGGGCGUCACUUUCUUGCUGCCCGAUGUGCAGACACUGUACUGUCAGUGGGGUACUGUAGAGGUUGUGAAAAAUGUAUCAGAGCUGCCCUAUGAGUGGACGAAUUCCCAGACAACCUGUGAGACUGGUGAAGGUUGCCGAGAAACAGCGAUACUCAUAAAAAAUGGACCCCAAGUGACCCUUUUACUCUCCAAGGGCUGCACUAUGGAAAAAGACCAAGAGGCCACAGUCACUGAGCACAGGGCAGGCCCUGGGCUUUCCAUCAUCUCUUACACCCGGGUGUGCCGCCAUGGAUUCUUCUGCAAUGACCUGUCUACCACAGACCGUCUCAGCGGCCUACCCACUGCCACAGUCCCAGGGACGCUGCGGUGCCCAGUCUGCUUUUCGAAAGGUGACUGUCCAGAAAACCCACCACAGCAGAUCUGUCCAAAAGGACACACUCACUGCUACAAUGGAGUCCUCGAGGUCAGGGGAGGGGGCAUUGCCACCAAUCUGAGAGUACAGGGCUGUAUGCCCCAGCCAGGCUGCAACCUGCUCAAUGGGACCCAGGUCAUCGGACCCAUACAUUUGAGUGAGAACUGCGGUCCUAAGUCAGGAAACCUGGUCUGCAAGAAGGGAACAUUAGAAACGCUACGGGAUGUGUCGACUUUUCCAGUAGAAUGGACAACUCCUUGGCAGUCCUGUGAGAUCGGCGAAGGGUGUCAAGAAACGGUGGUUCUCAUAGUGAAUGGAGACCAAGUGAACCUGGUGCUUAGCAAGGGCUGCACUGAGGCAAAGGACCAAGAGCCCAGAGUCACAUGGCACAGGGCAGGCCCUGGGCUGACUGUGGUCUCCUACACUCGAGUGUGCCGCCACGGGGACUUCUGCAAUGAUGUGUCUAACACAAGGACUUUCUGGACUCCACCUGCCUCUCCAGAUGCCAGAGGGUCCUUAAGGUGUGCACACUGCUUGUCUAAAGAUGACUGUCCAGAAAAUUCAUCACAGCAGACAUGCCCAGCAGGGCACACUCACUGCUACAAAGGAGUGCUCAAGCUCAGGGGAGGGGGCAUUUUCAGCAAUCUGAGAGUACAGGGCUGUAUGCCCCAGCCAGGCUGCAACCUGCUCAAUGGGACCCAGGUCAUCGGGCCCAUACAUGUGAGUGAGGACUGCGGUCCUAAGUCAGCAAACCUGGACUGCAAGAAGGGAGCAGCAGAAGCCAUCAGGGAUGUGUCGACUUUUCCACUAGAAUGGACAACUUCUUGGCAGUCCUGUGAGAUCGGCGAAGGGUGCCAAGAAACGGUGGUUCUCAUAGUGAAUGGAGACCAAGUGAACCUGGUGCUUAGCAAGGGCUGCACUGAGGCAAAGGACCAAGAGCCCAGAGUCACAUGGCACAGGGCAGGCCCUGGGCUGACUGUGGUCUCCUACACUCGAGUGUGCCGCCACGGGGACUUCUGCAAUGAUGUGUCUAACACAAGGACUUUCUGGACUCCACCUGCCUCUCCAGAUGCCAGAGUUCCAGGGACCCUGCUGUGCCCACACUGCUUGUCUAGCAAUGACUGUCCAGAAAAUCCACCACAGCAGAUCUGCCCAGCAGGAUAUUCACAUUGCUACAAUGGAAUGGUCAGGCUCAGAGGAGGGGGCAUUUUCAGCAAUCUGAGAGUACAGGGCUGUAUGCCCCAGCCAGGCUGCAACCUGCUCAAUGGGACCCAGGUCAUCGGGCCCAUGGAUGUGAGUGAGAACUGCGGUCCUAAAUCAGAUACUGUGGUCUGUCAUCGCGGAGUCAUGCUGCAGAUGGGGAGGAGAUUGCAUCAAGAACCAGUGGAAUGGGAGGCAAGCGGACAACAGGACUGUAGUCCUGGAGAGGUGUGUCAGGAGACGUUGCUGCUCAUUGAGCCAGCCCCAGGACAGCAAUCACUCCUUGUGGGAAGCAAAGGCUGCAGCAGUCCUGAGAGACAGGACGGUCCAGCUGUCUCUAUUCACUCAAACUUCCCUGGCAUCCUGGUCGCCUCCUAUGUCCGGUUCUGCUCCUCCAACAUGUGCAACAGCGCCAGCAGCAGCAGCGUCCUGCUGGGCUCUAUCCUCAGGCCAGUUCCCCCUCCCCCAGGUCACCUCCAGUGUCCUGUCUGUGUACAGUUCAGUGGAGCCUGCUCAGAUGAUUCCAACAUCAUCACCUGCCCUAGCGGUACAACUCACUGUUAUAAAGGAAGCAUUGAUACCCGUGGAGGUGGGCUCUCAGCCACAUUCAGCAUUCAAGGCUGCAUGCCUGAGAGUUCUAGAUCCUUGUUGAACAAAGCCCGGAAGAUUGGAAUCUUCUCUGUGCAUGAGAGUUAUGAGGAGGAAAAUUCUAAGGAGAAGAAUAAGAAGACAAAAGUGCCCCGUAAACACAGCGGUGCCUCUGCUCCCUACCUGGCUUGGGUAGUGGGCCUUGGGCCAUUUGUAGCUCUUUGGUGUGGGGGUUUUCUCCUCCCUGUGAAAUCCAUUUUUCCAUGAUCCUUAGUCCCUGAUAAACACCUAAACUCUGUAACCUUA
Cavia porcellus (domestic guinea pig) is the source of this 2630-nucleotide messenger RNA. It is a transcript of the gene Cd177, whose product is annotated as CD177 molecule. The coding region runs from base 45 to 2591 and encodes 848 amino acids. NCBI's taxonomy places the organism in Eukaryota, Metazoa, Chordata, Mammalia, Rodentia, Caviidae. The record is from RefSeq and is a predicted model, not a curated record. The transcript has 17 exons. Gene Ontology annotation, biological process: leukocyte cell-cell adhesion; cell-cell junction maintenance; regulation of integrin-mediated signaling pathway. Gene Ontology annotation, cellular component: plasma membrane raft; plasma membrane.